This is a messenger RNA of Naegleria lovaniensis, 567 nucleotides long. RefSeq lists its product as uncharacterized. The record is from RefSeq and is a predicted model, not a curated record. Bases 1 to 567 code for a protein of 188 amino acids. Lineage: Eukaryota; Heterolobosea; Eutetramitea; Acrasida; Naegleriidae. Gene Ontology annotation, molecular function: GTPase activity; GTP binding. The transcript has 6 exons. Gene Ontology annotation, biological process: small GTPase-mediated signal transduction.
AUGAGCAGCAAGGAAAUGAAAAUUGUGGUGGUCGGCGAUGGUGCCGUGGGAAAGACAUGUUUGUUGUGGGUCUAUGCCAACAACUCAUUCCCUGAAACCUAUGUACCAACUGUAUUCGAUAAUUAUAAAACAACUGUGAAUUUGGACGGUAGAACAGUGAAAUUGGAACUUUGGGAUACUGCUGGCCAAGAAGAAUAUGAUCGCUUGCGUCCACUCUCAUAUCCAGGAACUCAAGUUUUCCUCAUUUGUUUCUCAACUGUCGAUGAAACUAGUUACGCAAAUAUUAGAACUAAAUGGUACCCCGAAGUGAGUCACCAUUCAGAUAACGUCCCAAUGAUCCUUGUCGGAACAAAAGUGGAUUUACGUGAAAUGGGAGACAAGUCACAAGGAAGUGACAGCAUCUCUGCACAACUUGGAGAGAAAUUGAGAGCAGAAAUUAAGGCUGUUAAAUAUGUGGAAUGUUCUGCCAAGACACAACAAGGAGUGAAGAUGGUGUUUGAUGAGGCCAUCAGAGCUGUCCUUUUCCCAAGAAAUUCAGGAACAAAGAAAAAUUGUGAGAUAUUGUAA